Molecule: messenger RNA, 729 nt
Organism: Microthlaspi erraticum
Lineage: Eukaryota; Viridiplantae; Streptophyta; Magnoliopsida; Brassicales; Brassicaceae
Source: the annotation of a GenBank genome assembly
AUGAAAGAAGUAGCAGCCUUUGUUUUGUUUCUUGCUCUUCUUGUCUUGGUUUCAGAUGCAAAAGUAACGAAACCAAAUACUGGAAACUUCCUCAGAUGCCUUAGUAACGGGACUGGUCCGGUGCAUCCGAUCACAGAUGUUCUCCUUACUCCUGCUAACUCCACUUUCGUCUCAUCUUACGUGUCCUACACGAAAAACAAAAGGCUCUCAAACCCUAAAGACACAAACCUAAUAGCCAUCAUUGCUGCAAAACAUGGAUCUCAUGUUCAAGCAACCGUGGUCUGCGCAAAGUUUGACGGAAUCCAGAUCCGUAUCCGAAGCGGCGGUCACGACUACGAGGGUCUUUCUUACAUCUCAUCUGUGCCGUUUGUUAUUCUCGAUAUGCAUAACCUCCGGUCUAUUGUCGUUGACGUGUCAAGCAAGACAGCUUGGGUUGAAGCUGAGCUUCCAUGGGAGAAGAUCUGUUUUGGGCGAUUCGUGGCGGUGGCGGUGCCAGCUUUCGGCGUUAUCCUCUCUUGGAAAAUCAACCUCGUUGAGGUCCCAAAGACUUUAACAGUGUUUAAAGUCAACAAAACGUUGGAGCAAGGAGCCACUGAUGUUCUCUACAAGUGGCAGCUUGUCGCUAGCAAAUUGCCUAAAGAGCUUUUCUUGAGAGCAAUGCCUCAAAUCACGAAAGGAGCUAAAUCCGGCGAGAAAACAUUGCGGUUAAGUUCUACGCUCAGUUCUUAG